GUCGCCGCCGAGGGGCCGCGCGCGCGCGCGCACCGACCCGGGCCCCCCGCUUCCCCGCCCGCACCCCGCGAUCGACCGCGGCCCGGGAGCCGAGGGUGAUGUGGGCCGGGGUCCUGGCGCCCCUCUGGGGCUGGGCGGCCGCGCUGGGGGUGCUGUGCGCCCCCGCCCUGCAGGCGUUCAACCUGGACGUGGACAAGCUCACGGUGUACAGCGGCCCCGAGGGCAGCUACUUCGGCUACGCUGUCGACUUCCACCUACCUGCGGCGCGCGCGGCCAGCGUCUUGGUGGGGGCGCCCAGAGCCAACACCAGCCAGCCUAACAUCGUGGAAGGGGGAGCCGUGUACUACUGUCCCUGGCCCGCCCAGGGCUCGGCGCGCUGCAGGCAGAUUCCGUUUGACGUGACCAACAACCGGAAGAUCAGAGUUAAUGGGACCAGGGAACCCAUCGAAUUUAAGUCCAAUCAGUGGUUCGGAGCCACCGUUAAAGCUCACAGAGGCAAAGUGGUGGCCUGCGCCCCUCUGUAUCACUGGAGAACUCUCAAGCCCACGGCCGAGAAGGAUCCAGUCGGCACCUGCUACGUGGCGAUUCAGAAUUUCAGCGCCUAUGCUGAGUACUCUCCGUGUCGCACCAGCAACGCUGAUCCCGAAGGCCAGGGCUACUGCCAAGCAGGGUUUAGCCUGGAGUUCUACAAGAAUGGAGAUCUCAUCGUGGGAGGACCUGGAAGUUUUUAUUGGCAAGGUCAAGUGAUCACUGCCAAUAUUGCAGAUAUAAUUGCAAAUUACUCAUUCAAGGAUAUCCUAAGGAAACUGGCUCGAGAAAAACAGACAGAAGUGGCCCCAGCUUCCUACGAUGAUAGCUACCUCGGAUACUCAGUUGCAGCUGGGGAAUUCACUGGGGAUUCUCAGCAAGAAUUGGUUGCUGGAGUUCCAAGAGGAGCCCAGAACUUUGGAUACGUUUCCAUCAUUAACUCCACAGAUAUGACCUUCAUUCAGAAUUUCACUGGUGAACAGAUGGCCUCUUAUUUUGGAUAUACAGUCGCCGUGUCAGAUGUUAAUAAUGAUGGGUGGGACGACAUACUGGUCGGGGCUCCUCUCUUCAUGGAGCGGGAGUUUGAGAGCAACCCCAGAGAAGUAGGGCAGGUGUAUCUGUUCCUCCAAGUGAGCCCGCUCCUCUUCAGAGACCCGCAGGUGCUCGUCGGCUCCGAGGUUUUCGGGAGAUUCGGAAGCGCGGUGGCACACCUGGGAGACCUCAACCAGGAUGGAUACAACGACAUUGCCAUCGGCGUCCCUUUCGCAGGCAAGGAUCAGAGGGGACAAGUGCUCAUUUACAACGGGAACAAGGACGGCUUAAACCCCAAGCCUUCCCAGACUCUGCAAGGAGCCUGGGCCUCCCGGGCUGUCCCUUCCGGAUUUGGCUUUACUCUGAGAGGCGACUCAGACAUAGACAAGAACGAUUACCCAGAUUUAAUUGUGGGUGCAUUUGGAAUAGGAAAAGUAGCUGUUUACAGGGCGAGGCCGGUGGUGACUGUGGAUGCUCAACUCCUGCUGCACCCAAUGAUCAUCAAUCUGGAUAACAAAACCUGCCAGAUAGCCGAGUACCCAGCCCCCGUGGCUUGCUUUUCUUUAAGAGUGUGUGCUUCCGUCUCCGGCCAGAGCAUCUCCAACACCAUCGGCCUAACGGCUGAGGUGCAGUUAGAUUCUCUGAAGCAGAAGGGGGCGAUUAAAAGGACACUCUUCCUGGACAACCACCAGUCCCAUCUGGUCUUCCCACUCCUCGUCCAGCAGCGGAAAUCCCUUCAGUGCCGGGCCUUUGUCGUCUACCUCCGAGACGAAGCUGAAUUCCGAGACAAAUUAUCUCCCAUCAACAUUACUUUGAAUUACAGUUUGGACGCCUCCACCUUUAGGGGAGGUCUGGAAGUGGCACCGAUCCUGAAUUACUACCGGGACAGCACCAUCAGUGAGCAGGCUCACAUCCUGGUCGACUGCGGGGAGGAUAACAUGUGCAUCCCGGACCUGAAGCUGUCUGCGCGACCAGAUAAGCAUCAGCUCAUCAUCGGAGAUGAGAACCACUUGAUGCUCACCAUCAAUGCAAGGAACGAAGGCGAAGGAGCCUAUGAAGCCGAGCUCUUCGUGAUGAUUCCGGAAGAGGCUGACUAUGUGGGCAUUGAACGUGGCAGCAAGGCACUGCGAGCCCUGAGCUGUGAGUACCGGAUGGACAACGUGAGCAGGAUGGUGGUGUGCGACCUGGGCAACCCCAUGGUGGCAGGAACGAAUUAUUCUCUGGGCCUCCGAUUUACAGUUCCACAUCUGGAGAAAACAAAUACGAGCAUUAACUUCAACCUGCAAAUCAGAAGUUCCAACAAGGACAACCCUGACAGUAAUUUUGUGGAUCUGCAAAUCAACAUCACUGCUGUAGCUCAAGUGGAAAUCAGAGGGGUGUCCCACCCUCUGCAGAUUGUCCUGCCCAUUCACAACUGGGAGCCCGAAGAGGAGCCCCACACAGAGGAAGAAGUUGGCCCUUUGGUGGAACAUAUUUAUGAGCUGCAUAACAUCGGACCAAGCACCAUCAGCGACACAGUUCUGGAGGUAGGCUGGCCGUUCUCUGCCCGCAACGAAUUUCUCCUCUACAUUUUCCAUAUUCAAACUCUGGGACCUCUGCAGUGUCAAACACAUCCUGAUAUCAACCCAGAAGACAUUAAGCCUGCUGCCGCCCCGGAGGAAGCCCCCGAGCUCAGCGCCUUCCUGAGCAACUCCACCAUCCCUCAUCGCAUCAGGAAGAGAGACACGCCGGUGCUGGAGGCCCAGAGGCAGAACCCCUCAAAAAUCCUGAAUUGCACAAAUAUCGAGUGCUUACAGAUUUCCUGCGCAGUCAGUCGUCUCGCAAGAGGAGAGAGUGUGGUCCUGAAAGUCCGAUCCCGGCUCUGGGCAGAGACAUUUCUCCAGCGGAAAAAUGACCCCUAUUCUCUUGCAUCCCUGGUGUCCUUUGAAGUCAAGAAGAUGCCUUAUAAAGAUCAACCAGCCAAACUCCCAGGAGGAAGCAUAGCUAUUAAGACAUCAGUUAUUUGGGCAACCCCAAAUGUUUCCUUCUCAAUCCCGCUAUGGGUAAUAAUACUAGCAAUACUUCUGGGAUUACUGGUUCUGGCCAUUUUGACCUUAGCAUUAUGGAAGUGUGGAUUCUUUGACAGGUCAAGACCCCCACAGGAGGAUGUGACCGACAGGGAACAGCUGACAAACGAGAAAACCCCGGAUGCCUGACAGGCAACACCCAAGACCAAAAAGAACUCAAGCUCGAGUCCUGUUCAAAGGAAAGAAGGAAUGGACAGAUGGACGAACAGAUGGAGGGACAGACAGACAGACAGUUGGGUGCAGCACAGGGGGUGCCCAUACCCGCAGGUGAGCCCAAACCCGCAGGGCCACAUGGCCCCUGGAGACUCUCAGCACUUCCAGGAGCCAAUCCUGAGGUGCUCGCACUUCCCCCUGCAGGGAAGGCGUAUCCUGGACACCACAGACUGACUCUGCAGUUGUGGCUGACUCUUUCGCUCUUAGCAGCCUACUUUGGCAGACGCUCUUGGUAUGGGCACCAAGCUUGCUUUCCAGGUAAACCCAACUCGCCAAGGUGAAAUGGCUGAGUGAUACAAGACUUCUGAAGGUGAACUAGGACGGAAGCUUCCAAUACUACUGUAUCCCGUGGAAUUCUCUCACACCUCCCGACGAAAAACAAGCAUUGCGGAUGACCCUCCGGCUCAGGGAGAUAAGCCUAUGUUGUUGGUACUGUGAAAGUACUUUUGAAACGACAAUGAGAAUCUUGUAAGCCAGGAGACCUAUUUAUUUAUUUCCCAUUUCUCUAGGCUGACCGAAGCCAUCUAGGAUCUGAAUUUGAUGUGGCUAGCUAGUUCUCAAACCCGCUCCCUAAGUGUCCUUCUAAGACAAGCAUUGUGUCCAGGUAAAUAAACAGAGCUGCUUGGGGAUUUUAGACAGCCUACAAGGAAAAGCAAAAUGGUAUUGGGAGACAGUUUCCCUUCACACCUUGCCGCCUUCUAGUCGAAAUAACAUUUAUUCACACUGUCCAGAGGCUCACAUCUGCUUGAUUUAGCUUUGCACACUUUGCACUAGUAUUUCCUUUUAUUGAAAACAUCAUCUUGGGGCUCACAAGGUAACUUGGGGGGCUGAGCACAGACUGCAUGCAGGAGGCUGGACCUCGACAAGGAGCUAAAGAGUUGCAUCUGUACCCUACGGGUGUGGUGCUAAUGCCAAACAAGGCGAAACAAUUUGCCAUUGACCAAUCCAUAAAUAUCAAGGUCUUCCCGAUCCCACAAAGUGCUUUAAAAUAAUGGUAACAUGUCUAGAAUACAUGUGAAACACCAGCACGAUGUGUGAGUACACGGACGAUUUUUAAUAUCUACAAGAAGAAACUCCAGUAUGUAGCUGAGGAGUAAAUGCUAUACCUCAAUCUGAUAUGCACAGACAAAACUUGGCAACUAUAAACCGGAAGGAAAUAAAGUUAAGCAGAUGUGAGAUAUACCCAGGAAAUGGCUUCCAGAGGACUUUAUUUAGAAUUACCUGUUCUAGCUUUGCUACUCAUUUUGAUGGUUAAUCCUGAUAGUCCAAUAACUUUGUGAAAUAAUCUUUAUCUAAGCUACUCUCCCAUCAUCUUGAAGUUAAUCACCACAAAAACUUGAUGCUUACAACAACAUUUGUAAAUAAUCCAUAGUCAUGUAUAAUGAUGGCAUUUUUGAAGUAAAACUGACCAAAGUCAUAUAUAGUCUGCACAAUUUUGUAUUCUUCUUAUAAUGAUGAAAAAUUACUCUGAUGAAAUGCUGAACAAAAUUUUAUACAUAUGUGCAAUAUUUUAUAGACCUAUGUAUCUAAAGCAUGUUUACACUGGCCUUCAUUAUUUUUAAAUUGAUAUCCUGAAUCUUAAGUAUGAUCAACCAGAACUUUACAAGGUAUUUGGAACAUCUGUAUCCUGAUGUUAAUAAUGACCCUUGAUUUGAAAUGGAGCUGCCCACAGACUCUAUGUAUGAUGUCUUAAACCAGGUGGUUGGCUCCAGUGGAAAACUCCAUGGGAAGUGGCUUCCUGGGCCAUUCCGGUCAGACGGGUGUAGACAGAACACACUGCCCUAGCUGGGGAGUUAACCCCUCUCUAGCAGCGGUGAAGCUGCUGGGAACCAAGUCCAACUCCCAGAAGGCAUUCCUGUCCAUGGGGGAGAACUACACACACCUCGCAGAGUCCGACAGGCCCACGCCAGCCAGUGGGGGCACUAGGUACUAGCUCCGUGGUGGGAUUGGAUUCACAGGGAAGAGACCAGAGGUAUAUAAAAUGUUUAGAGGAAAGCCCUCCCAACAGCCCCCAAGUGAUGCCCUAAUUCUGUCACCAUACCUGAUCUUUGACCCAUAAAGAUUAGUUCCUCUGGGUGUUGUUUUUUUUUUCUUUUUUUUAAAUCAAUCCAGACAUAACAGGUCCCUGAAAGAAACUCACUCAUGGGCUUUUUAAGCAAACACUUGUGAAAGAACUCGGAGCAUUAGACCAGCUCAUUGCAGGGCCCAGAGAGCAGGGCAGAUAUGGGGCAUGGCGGGAGGAAGCGACUCCCAAAUCUGCAAGCCAAAGCAGAGUGUGGGAGCUUCGGAAACAGCCACGCCCUCCUCCUGGCUCCACCGCAAGGGGCUCUGUCCUGGGGGCUGGUACCACUCCCAUAGGCCUUCACAGAGGUCACCUCACUGUCACUCAGAUGUGGAGCCCCAGGGAGGAGGGGAAACUGAGGUCAAGUGAACCCAUCCAUCAGCAGCCUCUCUGUCAGCAACCCCUUUGGCAGCCUCCUCACUGAGAAUGUUCUAGCAAUGCACCAGCCCUGCCUGGUCUCACAACAUUGCAGAUGCUGCCUCACUCCUUUAUGUGCCUUUUAGAGCCUGUCUGUAUUUGAGGCAACCCUUCAGCAUGUUGGAGCUGGUUUCCCAGGUGUGGACAAACAGUGGGCCCCCCAACUUUUAUAAAUGUGGAGAUUUUUAUACAGUGCAACCUGUCUGAGUGGCCCCCCAGACCCCACUCUUGGAAUACGCUCUUUUCUUUUUCCUUAUUUUAUUUAAAUACAUGUGUAUAAAAUGUGUGGAGAUACCCAUGUACCUAUUUACCAUGUCACUAAUAAACAUAAAA
Messenger RNA from Sorex araneus (European shrew), 6150 nucleotides. It is a transcript of the gene ITGA8, whose product is annotated as integrin subunit alpha 8. NCBI's taxonomy places the organism in Eukaryota, Metazoa, Chordata, Mammalia, Eulipotyphla, Soricidae. Gene Ontology annotation, cellular component: integrin complex; external side of plasma membrane. Gene Ontology annotation, biological process: cell adhesion mediated by integrin; cell-cell adhesion; cell-matrix adhesion. Gene Ontology annotation, molecular function: integrin binding. The record is from RefSeq and is a predicted model, not a curated record. The transcript has 30 exons. The coding region runs from base 99 to 3254 and encodes 1051 amino acids.